CUCUCUGGCUAGUGAUCCACUGACGAGUGACGGCAAACAAGGGGGAAAAAAUAUGGUGAGGGGUGACCGCGGGGUCUGUGGUCCUCACAGACCCGCGGCCCUUCCCUUCCUUUUUCACCUUUUGCUCACUCCCCCACGAACCCCUCCCCAAAUCCCCUUCCCUUCCCCCUUCCCCACGACUCCCGCAUCCCCAUGGAACGACGCCCGCCCUCGGAGCCCAAGCGGAGCGGGAAGGAGAAGGCCCAGAAGGACGCCGCCGCCGACGGCGACGAGGAGGAGGAGGAGGACAAGAAGAGGCGGCCCCCCGCUCCUGCCCCUGCUUCCUCCGCGGCCCGGCGGGGAUCGGGCGCCGGGGGGGCGUCGCAGCCCUGCUGCCAGGCGGAGAAGUGCACCGCCGAUCUGACGGAGGCCAAGCGGUACCACCGGCGGCACAAGGUGUGCGAGGCCCACUCCAAGGCCCCUGUCGUCAUCGUCGCCGGCCUCCGCCAACGCUUCUGCCAGCAAUGCAGCAGGUUCCAUGAGCUAUCGGAGUUUGAUGACUCUAAGAGGAGUUGCCGUAGACGCCUGGCUGGCCACAAUGAGCGGCGCAGAAAGAGUUCUUCUGAAUCACAGGGAGAGGGAUCAAGCCGGUGCAGGCAGGCUGAUCAAGAUGGGAGGAUUCAGAUAAGCCUCCCUGGAAAUCCCACCUACAAGCAUUUCCAGAUCAGAUAAGCUAUUGAUUAUUCCCAUUCAAUCAUGCUCUCUCUCUUCUGUCAUGCAGUGGCUUCUGUACUAACUAAUGCCAGAUUUCUCUAUUAAUCUCUGUAGAAGAAAUGUAUUUGAGUAGUACUCCAAGCUUAGUGCCGCCGCUGCAGUGAUGUUGUGGCUGCGAUACUUUAGUAAUUGUGAUUACAUAUAUGGUUAAACUCUUUAAGUUGUGUUUACUCACUUGGCAUGAAUAAUGAGCACUCGUGGCGUUCUAUUUUCUACUCAA
This is a messenger RNA of Phoenix dactylifera (date palm), 973 nucleotides long. Its product is annotated as squamosa promoter-binding-like protein 13. Gene Ontology annotation, cellular component: nucleus. NCBI's taxonomy places the organism in Eukaryota, Viridiplantae, Streptophyta, Magnoliopsida, Arecales, Arecaceae. Gene Ontology annotation, molecular function: DNA binding. The record is from RefSeq and is a predicted model, not a curated record.